AUGUUCGGCGACCUGCCGAAGCCGCGUCGGCCCCCUCUGGGCGGGCCUUCGCGUACCGUCAGUGUUAAUGUGUUUGAGCAGCGCAUGCACAGGCGCAAGCUGCAGGAUGCCCGCCUGGCGCAGCUUACAGCCGAUGUCCAGCGGACUCGCAUGAAUCAGCACGUGGCUGCAGUCACAGAGCGAAGUUCCAGGCUCAUGGAAGCGGCGAUUGUGCGUCGCCGCGCGCAAGAGCUGCAGCAGCAACAGCAAGUUCAGCUGGAGGCCCGCCGCGCGGCUCUCAAGGACGCCCUCGACAAAGAAGAGCUAAUGUAUCAAGAGGAAUUGAAGGCACUGGAAGCGACUCCUGAUCAAAGGAAGGCGCAGCUCGUCGCGCACGCUCGAGCACUCCGCGAAACACGAGAGAAAGAAAGGGAGCAGCUCGCGGCGAGUCUGCAAUACCGAAGAUGGAGGGAGUCUGUAGACGAACUGAGAUCCUCAGACGCCAAGCUGCAUGCCCUCCAAGCGCUUGCUAUUAGAGACGAGCAAGUCUUUCAGAAGACUCUCGAACGCGACCGGGCGGAGAAGCGCGAAAGGAUCUUCGCGGCCCUUUGGCAGGAAGAGUAUGCCAAAAAGCUAAAAAGAGAGGAGGAAGAACGGGAGCGCGCGGCGCAGCAGAAAAACGAGACGCGACUCGUACUGGAACAACAGCGCGCCCUCCUCGAGGCCAUCAAGAAGAGGGAAUCGGAGGAGCGCAAAGCAGAGAUCCGGGCGCUUCGGCAAGAAGAGUGCGAGCGCGUGCUUGCAGAUCGCAGAAGACGCGCGGAAGAUGUCCAGCGAAACGAAGAGAAAAGGAAAGAAAUCAUCGAGACCAUAGCGGCGCAGCGAAAGGAACACGAAACCCAGAGGGAACGCGAGCGGGCGCUAGAACGGGAGUACCUCGAGACUGAGAAGGAGAGGCACGCCUGCCUGGAGCGGAAGGAACAAGAAGCGAAGGAGACGAUUCGACGGCAUGCAAACGAUUACCGCGACCUGGAACUCGAAGAGGCAGGCCGGCGCAGCCUGCUGGAGGAAGUGCUGCAGAGCCGCCGCGAGGUCUGCCAGCGGAAGGCUGAGGACGCCGAGCGACUCGCAGAACAAAAAAAAAGAGAAUUACAUGUUGUGAAGGAGGACUUUGAUCGAUUCAAGGAAGAAACCGAGCAGAUGAAGCGUGACGAACGCCUCAUGAAGGCUCGCUAUUGCCAGGAUCUUUCCGCGCAACUUGAACUCGCCAUGCUUGAGCGGGCGGAGGCCCAGCGACGCUCCGCUGAGGAGGCUGAGGAAAAGAAAAGAGAGGAACAAAAAAUUGAAGAAGCGAUGGAACAAGAAAAAACGAAACAAGCCGCACUGCAGGAAGCCGUCACACGAAUGAGACAUGAGCGCAAAGCCGCGAUGGACGCCGCUCUUGCGAAACGCACCGCUGUACGAGCGGCCGUCGUUGCUCCUUGGGAACGCGACAGCUAA
Besnoitia besnoiti is the source of this 1479-nucleotide messenger RNA. RefSeq lists its product as uncharacterized. The record is from RefSeq and is a predicted model, not a curated record. The transcript is spliced from 9 exons. NCBI's taxonomy places the organism in Eukaryota, Apicomplexa, Conoidasida, Eucoccidiorida, Sarcocystidae. Bases 1 to 1479 code for a protein of 492 amino acids.